AUGAAGCGUGCUACAUCCCUCCUCGCUGUUGGCUUGUCCAUUUCAGGCGGCUUAGCUCAAGUCGACGUUCCAUCAAACUUUUUGCCAGGGGUGAAAUGGCAAAUCAUCAUUCAAAACACCCUCGACGUCAACGCCACUCUCCAACCCACCGAUGCGGUCGUAUGGGAUCUUGACCUCUACCAUGUCGCCCGCACCCCGGAAAUUGUGACCCACCUUCGGAACAACGACCCCGAUGCCAUCCUGAUCUGCUACUUCAACGCCGGCCUUGCCCAGGAGAGUGAUUGCGACUAUGACACCAAGUGGAAGAACAGCGGGCUCCUGGGCAACAUCUACUCCCCAGAUGAGCCUGAGUUCAGCGACGAACGCUGGGUCAACAUCAAGAGCCAGACCGCACGGGAUUGGAUGAAGGACCGUAUUACGCUGGCCCGCGACUAUGGCUGCGACGGCGUGGAUCCGGACAACAUCGACGGCUACCUGAACGAUCUAGACAACAACAACGGCACCGGCUGGGACCUGUCGGAGGGCGACUACGUCUCUUUCGUCACCGAGCUUGCCACGCAUGCCCACAGUCUGACGACCGAUCGAGGUCACACGCUACUAAUCGGGCAGAAGAACGCGCCCGAGCUUGUCGAACAAAUCAGCGGCGAUCUCGACUUUGCCGUGCUCGAGGACUGCAAGACGCUCAACGACGACGAGGACUAUGUGUUCUGCGGGGACUUCCAGACCUACAUCGCCGAGGGCAAGCCGGUCUUCAGCAUCGAGUACCCGUCCACCCUCGGCAACACAGAAACGGGCGCCUGCAAUGCCGACGGCGCCAGUGACGAGCAGUACGCCGCCUCGUGCGCGACUGGCCAGGGGAACUCGGGCUUUAGCACGGUGCUGAAGAUCCAAGGCGGCGAGGGCGAGCUGAACGGCUGUACCCAGUACUGCAGCGGCGGCGAGCCCGGGACGGGCGUGGUGGUCACGCCAACGGACCCCGAGUCUGACGGCAACAGGUGCCCAUCGAACUCUACCAGUUGA
This is a messenger RNA of Chaetomium globosum CBS 148.51, 1020 nucleotides long. RefSeq lists its product as uncharacterized. Lineage: Eukaryota; Fungi; Ascomycota; Sordariomycetes; Sordariales; Chaetomiaceae. The record is from RefSeq and is a predicted model, not a curated record. The transcript has 2 exons. Bases 1 to 1020 code for a protein of 339 amino acids.